UUGUUUUACAAGUGGCAGAACACUUUUCACCAUGACAAGUUUGCUUUUUUUCAGAUUCGCACAACUCCACUAAUGAUUUGGGCUCCCCCAGGCUCUCGCGUGAAAGUUCGCGAGUGUAGGAAAGGCUCGCGCGGAGCCGUUGGCCGUUGGCAGGCCGUGCGUGCACUUGCGGCGGGCGACAAAGCAACUGACCUGCGACUUUUACCAGGGCUCCUGAAAGAUACAUCUUGCCCAUCAAGGUAAUGUUCAGGUGUAGAAUGUAAGGAUCCCUGUUUACCUUUCCAGAUCCGACCACUUUGAAGGUUGGGUGCGUGAACCCGCCUGGUGAACCUAAACGACCCAUUUCAGUUUUCUUGACUCAAACGCGGGGGGUUUUGAGCUUGUUUCUCAGUGAAACCACCUGGUGAACCUAACAGACUUGAGGGGUUUAACCAGCUCCAAGGCAAAGGUGGCCGACAUCAACCUCCUCAGUCCUGCAGGGCAGCUGGCGAUGACGGAGCCCUCCCUUGCCCUGGAGCGUUUUUACGAAGGACAGUCGGAGACCUGCGAGGAGUUCGCGCUGAGCGUGGAUGAAUGGAUGCUGCUGAUGACGGAGACCACACGCUUGGGCGGCCUGGCCCAGUCCUUCGCCCGGGCCUUCGCGCGCUGGGAGCGCAUGCAGACCACCGCGGAGCAGGAGAGCUUCGAGGCGCAGCGUGGGGAGCUCACUUCGUCCUUGGAGCGGCUGAUGCUUGGCUCCGAUCAGCCGCCUUUGCCCGUGCAGCCGAGCCAGGAGCUCUUCAGGCGCAUGGCAGAGGUGGUGCAGCCGGCUGUGGCCGCUUUGCGGGGGGCGACGAGCCUGGCAGAGGCGAUCAGCCGCAUGGGCGCCCUCGAGGAUGUGAUGAAGGCCCUGCUGCAGACGUACGCGGAUGAAGUGCUGAAGCAAGAGCCAUCCUUUCCAGCGCAAAGAGUUCAAGUGGCGAUGUGGCAGUCUGUGCUGGCUCAAACGGCCUACAAAGAGGCGCUGCUGGCGACGUACAAACUUACCGGCACCAGCGACAUGCAGUCGACGAUGAAUCAGUUCGAGACGGCCCAGAUCCAGCUGAAGGACGGGGGUGGGCCAGUGCCCAGAGCCAUCAUGCUGGAGCGCAGGGAUCUGCUCACCCAGUGGGAGGCCGUGCAGCUGUCCUGGGCCAGGUUCAAAGGAGUUCUGAUACAAGGCAGCAGCCAACUGGACAUGGAAGCAGCUUUGCAGGAUUUGUUGGCCGACUUGGAUGCGGCAGCUGCUUUGUUUGCCAUUCCUGACGUGCGGGCAACCGACACAGCUCCCUGGGUAUUUGCUGCCGCCUACGGCACGACCGGCUGUUUAGUGCUGGCAUGUUGUGGAGCCGGGAUCAUGAUCGCAAGAGCCAAGUUGAGGAAUGAGAGGGCCUCCCGACAAGCCCAGGACCCAACGAAAGUUUGACAUGCCGCUGUUUUUGUUCAACGUUUCUCCC
Effrenium voratum is the source of this 1475-nucleotide messenger RNA. Lineage: Eukaryota; Dinophyceae; Suessiales; Symbiodiniaceae. The record is from the annotation of a GenBank genome assembly.